Messenger RNA from Durio zibethinus, 1974 nucleotides. Lineage: Eukaryota; Viridiplantae; Streptophyta; Magnoliopsida; Malvales; Malvaceae. The record is from RefSeq and is a predicted model, not a curated record.
AUGUUUCUUAGACAUUUGCGUCAGCAAGCUGAGCGGAUGUAUCCUCUUAAAGUUCACCCUGAGAGCAGAAUAGCAGAUAUAAAUGAUGGUCAGACAGAUGCAAGCCCAGAGAGAAUAAAAUUAAAGCAGAGGAAAGUACCAUCCCCUACUCCCUGCAGUUUCUUUGCAACUGGAAACUUAUCUGAUUGCAUUGGCCAACUUCCCAAUCUUCGCUAUCUCUUUUUUGCCGGUCUCAAUGUGAUCAAUGAAUCAGUCCUUUCUCUAUCAUCUUUGUUCCAAAACUCCACCCAGACAUGGCGCGAAUUUAGGCUUCUAGAGUUAGGUUUAAGGUUUCAAAAGGUUUCAGGGAAGAUUUGGAGUUUGCUGGAAAGAGAGAAGGCAAAGAGAAAUCGACUAGAGAGAGGGCAAGAGGCUUCUGAGCGUAAAGCCAAUGCUUGUCAUGAAGAAGAAAAAGAAGCAUUGAUAAGCUUCAAAUCUCAUAUUACAGACCCUUCAAAUCGUUUAUCUUCGUGGAAAGGCCAGAACUGCUGCAGCUGGUAUGGAAUCCGUCGUUCAGACUCGCUUCAUGUCACAGCCAUUGACCUCCGAAAUCCCAAUCCAGACAGCCUUAUCUUGGACUUGAAUUCCCAACCUGUUUCCACAUCUGACUUCCCUUCUACUGAUCUUACCGGCACCAUCCCUUCUUCUCUUUUCUCCCUUACUCUUAUCAGAAAACUGAAACUCAGUGGUGUUGAUCUAUCAGAAGCAUCUCGGUCAACCCUAUGGGCUAAAUCUAUAUCUAAUCUUUUCAUGCUGAGGUUGCUUGACCUGUCAAAUUGCGGGAUUUCUGGUGAGGUUCCAGUUGAGCAGCUUUUUAACCUCUCCCGUCUCUCUCAUUUGUUCAUGGACUUCAACUUUAUAGCAUCCAAAAUCCCAAGUAAGUUGGCCAAUCUCACCUCUCUCUCAGUCCUUGACCUCACCAGAUCGAAUCUACAAGGCCAUAUCCCUUACCUUCCUCAACUAAAGGACCUUUAUGUGGGAAGCAACUCUGAUCGUAUGGUUGAUCUCCAUUCCAUGCUCGCAGUCCCCUGGCCUCAAUUAGAAUCUAUUGACAUGUCUUCUACCCAAGUUAUUGGAUCUAUCCCACCCUCUAUAGCCAACAUCACCUCGUUAGAUGAUUUCAUAGCGUACAAUUCUUUGAUUCAGGGCCAGAUACCUGCCUCCAUGAUGAACCUUUCAAGCUUAGAACAAUUGUUUCUAGACAUGAACAGUUUUACUGGUGAGAUUUCACCUUCAAUAUCCAAUUUAAAAAGCCUGCAUUAUCUGUCUUUGAUUCAGAACUCUUUUAAAGGAUCCAUACCUGACACGAUUUGCAGCAUCUCCUCUCUCCACACUCUAGCUUUAGCAGAAAACUCUUUUAUUGGAAAUUUACCAGAUUGCAUUGGCCAGCUCCAUGAUCUCAGCUACCUCGAAGUUAGCUUCAACAUGAUGAAUGGAACAAUCCCCUCCCUGUCCUUGUCGUUCCAAAACUCGACCCCAUAUAUGGUAGGUCUUGGAUUUAGUGGGCUAACCGUCUUAUCAGGAACAAUUCCCUCUUGGCUGUUCAAUCUUCCCAAUUUAGGUUACUUAGAUAUCUCCUUUAACAGUCUACAAGGCGUUAUCCCACCUAACAUUAAGCUAAAGUUAUUUUUCAUACAGACAACACUUAUUUUAAGAAACAAUCAACUCCAUGGGUCCAUCCCUCGGCGGAUUGAGAACAUCGAAGCCUUGGAUUUAUCCAUACUUGGCAUCUCCAGCAAUAAACUUUAUGGUAAUAUCCCAUCCUCCGUCUGUCAAGCAAAUAGUGAGCUUAUGCUGCUUGAUCUUUCCAACAACAACUUUGCAGGAACAAUUCCAACCAGCUUAGGAAAUUGCACAUCUCUAAUAUAUCUGAACCUUGGAGGGAACAACCUUAGCGGGGUAUUCCAAGGAAACUGCAAGGUGCGAAAAAGUUGA